AUUGUAUUGGGAGCGCGCGUUGUAUGACGCUCCCGUUACCUGACACGUUUGCAAAUGGCAAACGAUAAGGCGUUCGACAUCCAGUCUGUUUAUUCAGAUCUGAACAAAGCUUGUAGUGCUCAGGCUUAUGAAAAAAUUAUUAAUAUUUCUGGGAGAAUUCUUACGAAUUAUCCUGGUGAAAUUAAAGCUUUUCAGUGCAAGGUUAUUGCCCUUAUUCGAGCCGAAAAAUAUGAAGAAUGUUUGAGUUUCUUAAAAAAAAACUCAGCACUGAUCAAUCAUGUCAUUUUUGAGAAAGCCUACGCUGAAUACAGACUCAAUCGUCUCACUGAAGCUGCAAAAACUCUAGAAGCAGCCGACGUGAACAACCCGAAAGUUCAGGAACUAAAAGCCCAAGUGUUGUACAGAAAAGGUGAUUUCGCUGAUGCAUAUUCAUGCUUGCGAACAGUGAUUCGAAAUUCUCAAGAUGAUUAUAGCGAAGAACGGCUUACGAAUUUGACAGCGGUAGCUGCUGCUGAAUCAUGUUUUAAUAACAUUAAUCUGGAUCUAGAUUUUAAUCCACAAAUGUAUGAAGGGAAGUUUAAUCUGGCAUGUUAUCAGCUUGGACGUGGUGAUCUUCAAUUGGCAGUUAGAUUGUUAGAUGAUGCUGAAAAUAUGUGUAAUUUGUGUCUCUCCGAAGACCCGGAAGUAACUGAAGAAGAAAAGAAUGUAGAAUUAGCUCCUAUAAGAGUUCAACGAGCCUAUAUUUUGCAGCUCAACAAGAAAGAAGAGGAAGCAAACCAAAUGUAUCAAUCAGUCAUUCGACAAAGAGUUUCAGAUCCUGCACUUUUGGCAGUAGCUGCCAACAAUAUUGUUUGUAUUAAUCAAGAUCAAAAUGUUUUCGAAAGCCGUAAACGUAUUAAGAUGACUUCCGCAGAUGGUUUACAGUUCAAACUUUUUUCUCGCCAACGCAUUGAUAUGCUUAUCAAUCAAGCUUUGUUUUACUGGCACACGAACCAAAUGGAAGGUUGUACUGCAAAAUUGAAAACAGUUUUACAAGAGGAGUUAAAUCCGCGGGCUUUGCUUUUAUCAGCUACCCAGUUAGUUAAAGAGAAAAGUGUUGAUAAAGCAAUUACACUCCUGGAAAAUUAUUUGUCCAAAAUUCCUGUCAAUCAGAUUGAUGCAGAUAUCCCUUUAGCUUUGGCUCAAUUAAAUCUGCGCCAAACAUCUCGAAGUCAUUUAGGACAUGGUAUUCCUCAAUCGAAAAAUGCAUUAAAUGUAGCUGAAAUGCUUGGAAAUGCUCUUCCCGAGCAUUUAAUCCAUUCUCCUGGAGUUUUGUCAACACGCAUUGCUUUAUAUCUUUUAGCCAGCUCUGGUGAAAAUGCUGUUCAAACACAUUCUGAUAGUAUGAAAAAAAUAGUUAAUUGUAUUGAAUCAACCCUUCAUUAUUAUGAAGAGUUAGGAGGACAGGAUGAAAUUUAUUCCCACUUGUUGGAUCAUUGUGCUGCAUUCCUGCUACAACAAGGUGAAGCAAAACUCGCGGCUGAACUUCUUGAAAAACAAUUAGCUCGACUUGAAUCAAACAUUUCGCAAGAAAAACAAAACACUCUAAUCAAACAAGUACUAGUAGCCCGAUUGGUACGUGCUUAUGCACAGUUCGAUCGUCCUAAAGCUGAAAAAACUUGUAAAUCAUUGCAGGCUAAAGAAACACUUUCAGAGGCUGAUGUCGAUACAUUGGAAACAACUUUCUUAUAUGGAGCGAAGUCUUUAAAACGGCUUGGUAAACCCAAUGAGUUAGCAAAUACUUCAGACAAAGGCAAAUCAAAACGAAGCCAAGUUAAAAAAGGGAUUUCUGAUACUCCCUCUUCAGAAAAUCCUGGUGCACAGCAGAUUGCUUCCCGUUCUAAACGUAAGAAGAAGAAGGUUCGCCUGCCAAAGAACUAUCAACCAGGAGUUAUGCCUGAUCCUGAUCGUUGGUUACCUCGACGAGAACGUACGCACUAUCGUGGCAAACGUCGUGACAAGCGAUUCGCUCCCACACGGGGUCCUCAGGGUCAAAUAACUGGAGGAAAUGAAUGGGAUGCGGCUGUACGCAGUCCUAAAGUUACAGUUCACGAAGACGGUUCAGCAGGAUCUACUCCUAAACAAAUUUCUAAUACAGCUAAACAGCAACAAAAGAAAGGUCGUAAGAAAGGCCGAUAAUAUCAUCAGAAAAAAAAAUGAAAAUCAGAAAAUAGUCUGUAACUAUUUCAUCAUGUAUUUUGUGUGCUGUAUUUAGCAUCUAUGUACAUGUUAUUUGUAGUUUAAUAUCUAAUUUCUUUUCUUAUUCACAUUCUGAAUACAUCUGUAUGUAUACCCAUGAAAUAUAUUUGUUUUGUCUAAUUAUUCUGUUUGACAGUAUAUUCUUAAUAUCAUUUCCAUGGGUUCCAAUCUUUAAUUUCUGUUCGCUCAUUUAACAUUCAUUAUGAUGUAGUGAUUGUUAUACUUUUCCGUUGUUCCUGUUCUUUAAGGGUUUUUUUUCAUUGUAUCACGGCACAUAUUAAAUUGGUCUUUAUGGAUUAUCUUUUCAUUUGUUAUUCAUAAAUAACACUUUCUAACAAGUUAAAUAUAUAUACUACUUUUAUUCCAAA
Messenger RNA from Schistosoma turkestanicum, 2606 nucleotides. The record is from the annotation of a GenBank genome assembly. Lineage: Eukaryota; Metazoa; Platyhelminthes; Trematoda; Strigeidida; Schistosomatidae.